GCGUGGUCCCUGCUAGUGGACAGUGGAUCUAUGAUCCCCGGGAUUAGUCAAGGUACACGUAAGCUUGGCCGGAAUACCUAGUUAUAAAAAAAAAAAAAUCCUUCUAAAUAACUACCCUUUUCCUCUUUGUUCAAACACCCACAAAUAGCCCACAUUGACUCCUUCAUCUAUUUAUAUAUGCAUGAACAUAGAUGCACAAGGCUCUCCUGUUAUUGUAUCCCCAAACAAACCAAGUUCAGCUUCUUUAGCUGAAACCAAUGGAAUCAAGAAAAGUCAGAGAAGGUUUGCGCAACACUCAAUUAUCUAUCUUGUUAUAUCUCUUUAGCAGGAAGUUCCGGCAGCUAUGCUCGAGGAUCCGGUGGCUAAUCCGGAGGCGUCCGAGGCCUAGACUCGUCAUUCGGAGAUUCGGGAAGCUAAAUGUCAACGGCCGGUUGUGGGAAAACCCGAAAAAAAUCAGCUCCCCUCUCCGCGGCCAAGUGUGUGGUGCUGCUCUUCCAGAAAGGCCUAUUCGUAUCGCCACGUUUAAUGUGGCCAUGUUCUCUCUUGCACCAGCCGUACCCAAGGCCGAAAAGAUGGUUGUUCUCGUUCACGAAAAUGAGGAUGCAAAGUCCGGUGACCAUCGCCCCAAAGGCAUUCUAAAGCAGUCUCCGCUGCAUCCCAUGAUUCCCGAUGACUUAUCCAAGCAGACGAGCCUCCUCAAGUCGAAGCUAAAAGUCUCUAUCAAUCUUCCCGACAACGAAAUCUCUUUAGCGCAGAGCACUGUUUUUAGCCCUCAAUUCCAUGCGCCAAUGAGAUCUCCAGUGUGCUUUCCUGCAGGAAUGUUCAAUUAUAUGAACGAUGGAAGCGUAAUGAGAGGAAGUAGAACGAUUCUCGAUGUGCUUAGAGAGGUGGAUGCUGAUAUCUUGGCUUUGCAAGAUGUCAAGGCUGAGGAGGAGAAAAACAUGACCCCCUUAUCAGAAUUGGCUCGUGCGUUGGGGAUGAAUUAUGUUUUCGCUGAGAGCUGGGCGCCCGAGUAUGGGAACGCUAUCUUGUCCAAAUGGCCGAUUAAGCAAUGGAGAGUUCAGAAAAUCUUCGACGAUCAAGAUUUCAGGAAUGUGUUGAGAGCUACAAUAGAUGUGCCAUGGAUAGGGGAAGUUAACUUCCAUUGCACACAGCUUGAUCAUCUGGAUGAGAGAUGGAGGAUGAAGCAGAUGGAAGCAAUUAUCCAGUCAAAUGAUGGUCCUCAUAUUUUGGCAGGUGGUUUGAAUUCUCUCGAUGGUGCAGAUUACACAUCUGAGAGAUGGGCUGACAUUGUCAAGUACUAUGAGGAGAUAGGAAAGCCAACACCAAAGGUUGAGGUGAUGAAGUUUCUGAAGGGAAAAGGGUACAAAGACGCCAAGGACUAUGCUGGGGAAUGUGAGCCUGUGGUCAUCAUUGCCAAAGGCCAAAAUGUGCAGGGGACAUGUAAAUAUGGAACAAGAGUGGAUUACAUUUUGAAUUCGCCCGAUUUACGCUGCAAGUUUGUACCCGGAUCAUACUCGGUGGUUUCAUCUAAAGGCACUUCCGAUCACCACAUUGUUAAGGUUGAAAUCGCGAGAGAAGUGGAGAGAGAUCGAGGGCGCAUCAAACGAAGAAAACCCAGAGUGAAGGAAAAUGUUGCGAGGGUUACAAACUCUUGUUCUUCAAGAGGAAUAUGGAGAAUAGAAACUUGAUUUCCUCUCACAGAGUUUAAUAAUUUUCAUUUUCACUUUUGAUAGUUCUUGUUUUUCUUUUUCAAGGAGGGAUAGUGAAACAAGUUUAUUUAUUUGUAUUUACCAAAAAAAAAAGUUUGUGUAUUUGUA
Messenger RNA from Rhododendron vialii, 1820 nucleotides. RefSeq lists its product as uncharacterized. Lineage: Eukaryota; Viridiplantae; Streptophyta; Magnoliopsida; Ericales; Ericaceae. Gene Ontology annotation, biological process: GPI anchor biosynthetic process. Gene Ontology annotation, molecular function: catalytic activity. Bases 258 to 1691 code for a protein of 477 amino acids. The record is from RefSeq and is a predicted model, not a curated record. Gene Ontology annotation, cellular component: endoplasmic reticulum. The transcript has 4 exons.